AUGGCAGCUCAUCAGAGAGACUCCGGCGUCUCAGUGAGCAGCUUUUUUGCCCGAUGCAAGCUUCCAUCCAAUACCCGCGAUGACUGCGACAUUUUCGCGAAAACGCAUUUCCCAUCAGAGGAGAGCAGGCCCGUUCCCUUUCAAGGUUAUUGUUCGUAUACGAUGAUCGUUGGGCGGGACAGAAUAGUACAGUUCCGACCAGCGGGCCAUGGGCUCGAUGUGGACAUCAUAGCGGCGGCACGUCGCAUCUUUGGGGGCAUAGUCCCGGAGACAAAGUUCUUGGGUGCGCUCGAGGACAGCGAUUUGCGGGUCUACGCCAUGACCAAACUCGAGGGUGUAUCGUUGUCAGAUCUUCGGUUGUCUAGCUCCCCUGGCAGGACCAGGUCGCUCAGGCGCCACGUUGUGCAAGACUUUGCUCGGAUCCAGGCGACGAGCUGGCUGCAUCGCAGAUCAGAAAAUCAGGUCUCGGCGAAGAGGCUUGUAGGGUCGUCGUUGCGAUGGCGUAUCGAUGCCAUAAUGGCCAACAUCCCAGAGAAAUUCAAGAGGUUUGUAUACAUAGCUCAUCAGAGUUUGCAGGAUAUCGAGAACCUACCAUGGGUCAUGAGUCAUGGUGACUUCAUUCCUGCAAAUGUUCUGGUUUGCCCAAAUACUGGGAGAGUCAAGGGUCUGCUCGACUGGGCUGAAGCCGAGUGGCUGCCUUUCGGCGUGGGUAUGUAUGGACUCGAGGAACUGCUAGGCGAGGAAGUCGACGGCCGCUUCAAAUAUCAUACAGAAGCUCGAGAACUAAGAGUUCUGUUCUGGAAAUGUCUAUCAUCACUCGUUCCAGAACUAUCGAGAGACCUAAGAUUUUCGGAGAAUGUCAAGCGAGCUCAGCUUCUGGGUAUAUUGUUUUGGCACGCCAUUGCUUUUGAUGAUGGGAAGUUGGACCGGGUCGUAGAAGAAGGGGUCGAUGAUGGUGAAAUCCAGCGACUGGAAGCCUUCCUUUUGAGCUCAUCUGGGCCACCAUAUAUGAGGACGAGGCGAAAUUUAGGGGAGAAGUGGCGGUUCUCCUAUAACCAUGUUCGCAAGUUCAUGGUUGGCGAGAAGUAG
Molecule: messenger RNA, 1089 nt
Organism: Truncatella angustata
Lineage: Eukaryota; Fungi; Ascomycota; Sordariomycetes; Amphisphaeriales; Sporocadaceae
Exons: 1
Coding region: 1-1089 (362 amino acids)
Source: RefSeq, a predicted model, not a curated record